GAACGUGUAAAAGCGAUUUGUCAACUAAAUGAUCAAAUCGUUUUUGAUGAUUUUAUUCCACUUAAAGCAGGAGAAGAGGUUCGAACUAUGACUGUAGACAAUGUAAAGAACACGUUUUGGAUUUACACCGAUUCUUCCAUAUUCGAACUUAUUGUUUCCAAGGAAGACCGAGAUGUAUGGAAGUUAUAUUUGGAAAAACAACAGUUUGACACGUCUUUACAAUAUUGCAAGAAUCCAGCACAACGUGAUAAAGUUCUUACAACUCAGGCCGAACAUUAUUUUUCACGUAAACAUUAUCUUUUGUCUGCUACAUUUUAUGCACAAUCGACUGUGCCUUUUGAAGAGGUCGCACUUAAAUUUGUUGAACGAGAUGAAAGAGAUGCUUUGAGAAAUUAUUUAUUGAAUAAACUUGAUAAACUUCGUAGACAAGAUCGAACUCAAAAAACAAUCAUUGCUACUUGGUUAGUUGAAAUCUAUCUAAGCAAAAUCAAUAAUUUAGAGAAUUUAGCAGCAUCAAGUGCAGGCUCUGAUGAUAUUAAUAACUAUAAAGUAGAACAAACCGUUUUGGAAGAGGAAUUCAAGGGAUUCCUAGAACAAUAUAAGGCUGAUUUGGAUAAGAAGACAACGUAUAGUUUAAUUGCUAGUCACGGGCGCACCAAUGAAUUAUUAUUUUACGCAUCAUUAAUAAGUGAUUAUGAGAAAGUAAUUUCACAUUGGAUUCAAGAAAGAAAUUACAAGCAAGCACUGGGUGUCCUUAGUAAACAAGCUUCCGUUGAUACGAUUUAUAAAUUUGCUCCUGUGCUGAUGGAAAAUGCACCUAGUGAAACUGUUUAUGUUUGGAUGCGACAACCAAACCUCAAUCCAAGGAAUUUGAUGCCUGCUUUAUUAAAAUAUGAUCAUUUAAAAGCUCCGGAGAACACCAAAACAAAUCAGGCAAUAAGAUAUUUGCAAUAUGUGGUUCAACAACUCAAUAAUACGGAUCCGGCUAUUCACAAUUUCCUUCUCACAUUGUACGCGACACAACCUACACAAGAUGAGUCUGCCUUACUCCAAUUUUUGGCAUCCGAAGGGCGAGAACCAUACUAUAACUUGGAUUAUGCACUUCGGCUUUGUAGCCAAAAUGGAAGGAUGCAAAGUUGUGUACACAUAUAUAGCAAUAUGGGGCUUUAUGAAGAGGCUGUCGAUUUAGCAUUGAAGCAUGAUGAUUUGGAACUUGCAAGAAUCAAUGCUGAUAAGCCGGAGGAUGAUGAUUCUUUACGUAAGAAACUUUGGUUGAAAAUUGCGCGUCAUGUGGUUGAAAAAAAAGGAGAUAUAAAAACAGCGAUGGAUUAUCUCCAGCAUUGCGAUCUGCUUAAAAUCGAAGAUAUUUUGCCAUUCUUCCCAGACUUUGUUCUCAUAGAUGAUUUUAAGGAAGAAAUAUGCGCAGCCCUUGAUGAAUAUAAUUCAAAAAUUGAGGAAUUAAAGGUGGAAAUGGAGGAAGCGACUAAAAGCGCCGAGAGCAUUCGAUUAGACAUACGAGAGUUACGAUGCCGACAUGCGGUUGUAACGACUGGAGAAAAGUGCUCCAUGUGCGAUUUUCCACUAUUAACGAGACCUUUUUAUGUUUUUCCUUGCCAACAUGCUUUUCAUGCUGAUUGUUUGAUAACCAAAGUUACUAAACAUCUUAAUCCGAGGCAAUUACGUCGUUUUAAAGAUUUGCAGCAACAAAUAACAAAAGAAAUGAACAAUGUUAAUCGUACACCUGAUAAUAAUGAAGCACGUGGACGACAGCAACAACCAGCUGGAAGUUUAGAUCGAUUAAGAGGCUUGAUAUUGCCAGAUACAACUGCACAUAGUGGUGACGAUGUUGCUGUUGUUGUUCCAAAAGUCGAUCAACUAAAGGAUGAGCUUGACGAUUUAGUUGCAUCAGAAUGUAUUCUUUGCGGAGAUAUGAUGAUUAAAACUAUUGAACAACCAUUCAUAAACGAAGAGGAGAAUGAUCUGUUGGAAUCAUGGGCUAUCUAA
Funneliformis mosseae is the source of this 2004-nucleotide messenger RNA. NCBI's taxonomy places the organism in Eukaryota, Fungi, Glomeromycota, Glomeromycetes, Glomerales, Glomeraceae. The record is from the annotation of a GenBank genome assembly.